AUGCCUGUGAACAGCUCUGUCGCCAACUGCUGCGAGGCCGGCGGGCUGGCAGUGCGCCCGGGUUGGUACCAGGCGGCAGCGGGAGCGGGGCCCUCCGGGACUCCCCGAGCACCCUGGGUGGCUCCCGCGCUAUCUACGGUAGUCGUUGUCACCACAGCCGUGGACUUUGUGGGGAACCUCCUUGUCAUCCUCUCUGUGCUCAGGAACCGCAAGCUGCGGAACGCAGGUAAUUUGUUUGUGGUGAGUCUGGCCUUGGCUGACCUGGUGGUAGCCUUGUACCCUUACCCACUGAUCCUUGUGGCCAUUGUCCAUGACGGUUGGGCCCUCGGGGAGGCCCACUGCAAGGCCAGCGCCUUCGUGAUGGGCGUGAGUGUCGUUGGCUCUGUCUUCAACAUCACAGCCAUCGCCAUCAACCGCUACUGGUGCAUCUGUCACAGUGCAAGCUACCACCGGCUCUGCAGUCACCGACACGCCCCGCUCUACAUCAGCCUCGUCUGGCUCCUCACUUUGGUGGCCUUGCUGCCCAAUUUCUUUGUGGCGUCUCUAGAGUAUGACCCACGCAUCUAUUCCUGCACCUUUAUCCAGACAGCCAGCACCCAGUACACUGCCGCUCUGGUAGCCGUCCACUUCCUCCUUCCAAUUGCUGUGGUGGCCUUCUGCUACCUGCGGAUCUGGGUACUGGUGCUCCGGGCCCGAAGGAAGGCCAAGGCUGAGAGCAAGCCACGUCUGAGGCCCGGUGACUUGCGCAGUUUCCUAACCAUGUUCGCGGUGUUUGUGGUUUUUGCCGUAUGCUGGGCCCCCCUCAACUGCAUCGGCCUUGCAGUGGCCAUCAACCCAGAGGCAGUGGCUCUCCGGGUCCCAGAAGGGCUCUUCGUCAUCAGCUACUUCCUAGCUUACCUCAACAGCUGCCUCAAUGCCAUUGUCUAUGGGCUCCUGAACCAGAACUUCCGAAAGGAGUACAAGAGGAUUCUCUCACCCCUCUGGAACACGGGGCGCUGCUUCCAUGAUGCUUCCAAAAGCUGCCUGGCUGAGGAGCUGCGGGGCUCCACGCCGCCUGCUGCCAGGGCUUCCGCGCCCGUCCAGGAGGGUGCUCUCUAG
This is a messenger RNA of Psammomys obesus (fat sand rat), 1098 nucleotides long. It is a transcript of the gene Mtnr1b, whose product is annotated as melatonin receptor 1B. Gene Ontology annotation, molecular function: melatonin receptor activity. Gene Ontology annotation, biological process: G protein-coupled receptor signaling pathway. The record is from RefSeq and is a predicted model, not a curated record. Gene Ontology annotation, cellular component: membrane. The transcript is spliced from 2 exons. Lineage: Eukaryota; Metazoa; Chordata; Mammalia; Rodentia; Muridae. Bases 1 to 1098 code for a protein of 365 amino acids.